AUGACCCAAGACCAAAACAGCUUUUACAAGCCUGAAGAGGCGAUUUUUCACAAUGAUGGACGGGAGGAAGAACUCCUCCAAUACAUUCAAUCCCAUCCCGAACACCGCCAGAUGCAGGGCAACCCAGAGAAAAUUCUCGCCACAAUUGACGAGUACGGCUGCACGAAGAACUUCCUCAUGAAUGUCGGCCAGGAGAAAGGCAAAAUCGUGGCCGAAAAUUUGAUUCCCGAGCUCGAGCCUGAUUUCAUGGUCGAGCUGGGCGGAUACGUGGGUUACUCAGCCCUCUUAUUUGGAAGCGCCUUGAAACGUGCCGGGGGCCGCAAAUAUCUCAGCCUCGAGCGAAGCCCCAAGUUUGCCGCCAUAGCGGGUGCGCUAGUCGAGCUAGCGGGGCUCGACGAUACCGUGGAAGUCGUCGUCGGGCCCUGUCGAGACUCUCUGCGGAAGAUCCGUCAUGAUUAUCCUACUGGCGUGGUGGAUGUGUUCUUCAUUGAUCAUGCCAAAUUGGAUUACGUUAACGAUCUGAAGCUAUGCGAAGAGCUAGGACUGGUUGGACCAGGAACGACAGUCAUCGCUGAUAAUGUGAUUUCUCCUGGGGUUCCGGACUAUCGGGAGUAUGUCCGGACUCCAACCAGUCAGAAGGUCCAGAAGGUGCAAAAAGAGCUGCCGCAACUGCCAGUUGAGGACAGUAAAGAUAACUCUUUGGGUAAUCCGUAUCUGGUCUAUGACAGUACCCUUAUUGACAGUUAUGAACCGACAGGAGAGCCAGAUAGCCUAGAGGUAUCUCGCUGUUUGCAAAUCGAACGACAGUAG
Penicillium alfredii is the source of this 810-nucleotide messenger RNA. RefSeq names its product O-methyltransferase. NCBI's taxonomy places the organism in Eukaryota, Fungi, Ascomycota, Eurotiomycetes, Eurotiales, Aspergillaceae. The transcript is spliced from 3 exons. Bases 1 to 810 code for a protein of 269 amino acids. Gene Ontology annotation, molecular function: O-methyltransferase activity. The record is from RefSeq and is a predicted model, not a curated record.